AUGUUACGUCGUGUUUUUUCAACUUUGCCAAAUGAUUACCACACAGCAUCCAACCUAAAGAACGGGCCAAAACAUUAUUCCACCACGGCUGUUUUGAGGUGCCCUACGUUAACUAAUAAUAAUGAAGGUAACCACCAGCCCGUUGCCGACUUUUAUGCUGGGAAAUCCGUGUUCAUAACAGGAGGUACUGGGUUCCUAGGAAAGAUUUUAAUAGAAAGACUUCUUUACAACUGCAAAGAAAUCGACAAAGUCUACGUGCUCGUGAGGGAGAAACGUGGAGUACGAGCACAUGACAGGCUGAACGAUAUUGUUAAUAAUGAUCUGUUUUCUAAAUUAAAAGCAGAAAGACCGAGGGAUCUUAACAAGAUCGUUCCGAUUAUGGGUGAUAUUUCUUCGCUCAAAUUGGGGAUCAAACCUGAGGAUGAAAUGACUUUGAUCGAAAAGGUAUCUGUGGUAUUCCAUUCGGCGGCAGAUGUCAGGUUCAACAGAUCUUUGAGAGAUAUACUAAAGCUUAACGUUGAAGGAACGAGGGAGCUGUUGAAUUUAUCACGGCAAAUUAGAAAUAUUGAGUCUUUUGUGUAUAUCUCGACGGCGUUUUCAAAUGCGGAUAUGAGAACAACGAUUGAUGAAAUUGUUUACCCUCCACCCUAUAGACUGAACGAAGUUUACGAAUUCAUUAAAAAUGAUGAAGUUGACAUGAAAAAAAUUUUGAGAGGGAAACCAAACACAUAUGCUUUCUCCAAGUCGCUGGCAGAAACUAUGGUCACUAAGAAUCACGGAAAUAUACCUACAGUUAUUAUACGGCCUUCAAUCGUGUGCUCUGCAAAGAAUGAGCCUAUUCCCGGAUGGCUCGAUAAUUGGUACGGGGCUACGGGUCUUGCGUACUACGCAAGCAAAGGUAUAAAUCGAGUUAUAUGGGGCAAAAAAACAGUUCUGAUGAACAUAAUUCCAGCAGAUUAUACAACAAACUUAACGAUCGUUGCAGCAGCAAGAUGUAGCAAGACAGACACUGACGUUAAAGUAUAUAAUUCUUGCACUAGUGCCGACAAACCUCUUACAUGGAGUUCUUUGGCAGAUAAAUUUGCAGAAGAAUAUCCAAAGCUUGACCAAGACACUGUAAAAAAACCGAAGCUCUAUUUUAUCUCAUCACCAUGGUUGGUAUCUAUAUUGACGUUGGUUUUGCACAAGGCCCCAGCUAACGUUGCUGAUCUCUGGCUACGUUGUAGAGGAAAAGAACCAAGAUACGUCAAAGAACUCAGCAGAGCGUUGGCCGGGCGUGAUGCACUUAGAUAUUUCACGUCCAACUCCUUUAUUUGGAACGUCAGCAACGCUCGCAACCUCUACUACUCCUUGUCGCCGAGUGAUCGUGAGCACUUUCCCUUCGACCCCAGCGAAAUAAAUUGGAACGAAUACAUCAAAGACUACUGCGCCGGCGUCUAUAAAUAUUUGGUGGCCAAGAAAAACAAUAGA
Molecule: messenger RNA, 1470 nt
Organism: Iphiclides podalirius (scarce swallowtail)
Lineage: Eukaryota; Metazoa; Arthropoda; Insecta; Lepidoptera; Papilionidae
Source: the annotation of a GenBank genome assembly